Molecule: messenger RNA, 548 nt
Organism: Oncorhynchus gorbuscha (pink salmon)
Lineage: Eukaryota; Metazoa; Chordata; Actinopteri; Salmoniformes; Salmonidae
Product: nuclear distribution protein nudE homolog 1-like
Exons: 3
Coding region: 270-515 (81 amino acids)
Biological process (GO): chromosome segregation; microtubule nucleation; vesicle transport along microtubule
Cellular component (GO): kinesin complex; kinetochore; centrosome
Molecular function (GO): microtubule binding
Source: RefSeq, a predicted model, not a curated record
UGAGUCUACUUUGGACAAAAGAGAGAUAUAUAUAUAUGCAGCCUUCGCAUUGUUCUAGGUGGUAACUUUGUCACUACUUUCAGCCAAGGAAUGAUCUAUGUAACAACAUUUGCUGGAUACUUCUGUUCCGUUUUGUAGCUCCGUUAUAAAGGUACCGUCAUCUUUCGGCACUGUUGGAGCCACCGCAAGCAAUCCUCGGUAGUGAGAGACCUGUAAGAGAGGGAGAGAAGAGAUCGGGGAGAGAAGAGUGACCAGUGGUGUGGGCAGAGAUGGGAGAACCAGAGUCCCUUAAGUUUGUCUCUCUGGAGGAGGAGGUGGACUACUGGAAGGAACAGACAAGCAAGCACCAACAGAGGGCUGAGGAGGUGCAGGAGGAGCUGCAGGAGUUCCAGCAGAUGAGUCGUGACUACGAGGUGGAACUGGAGACUGAACUCAAGCAGUGUGAAACACACAACCGAGAACUCGUCACACAGAACAACCGGCUACACACGGAACUGGAGAACUACAAGGUAUGACCUGUUGACUUGACUCUAGUUUAGAGCAGCGUU